Messenger RNA from Heteronotia binoei (common prickly gecko), 3550 nucleotides. RefSeq names its product upstream binding protein 1 (gene UBP1). Lineage: Eukaryota; Metazoa; Chordata; Lepidosauria; Squamata; Gekkonidae. Gene Ontology annotation, cellular component: nucleus. The transcript is spliced from 16 exons. Gene Ontology annotation, molecular function: DNA-binding transcription activator activity, RNA polymerase II-specific; RNA polymerase II cis-regulatory region sequence-specific DNA binding. The coding region runs from base 295 to 1911 and encodes 538 amino acids. Gene Ontology annotation, biological process: regulation of transcription by RNA polymerase II. The record is from RefSeq and is a predicted model, not a curated record.
CCGCUGCUGAACGCCGUGCUGGUGCUGCCUCCCGCGGCCGCCGCCUCUGCUGAGGGAAAAGGGCUCCCCCGCGGCUGAGGCGCCCUCCCGCUCCCUUCCCCCAUCCUCCCGAGUUUCCGUUAACAGCCGCCGCCGCCUCCUCCUCGCUUUUCCGUGCCGGCACCUCAGCCUGGCCAGGCGGCCCAACGCCGUGCCUCCAACCGCGGAGAAGGAGCAGGAAGAGAGGCUCCUAGUACCGCCGCUGCCGUUUCCCUGCCUUCCUUCCUUCCGUUCUCUCGAGGCCGCCGGAGAAAGAUGGCGUGGGUGCUGAAGAUGGACGAGGUGAUCGAGUCUGGGCUGGCGCACGACUUCGACGCCAGCCUCUCCGGCAUCGGGCAGGAGCUCGGGGCUGGCGCCUAUAGCAUGAGUGAUGUUCUGGCUUUGCCCAUUUUCAAGCAAGAAGAUUCUAGCCUUCCACCUGAUAAUGAUGCAAAACAUCCACCUUUUCAAUAUGUUAUGUGUGCUGCAACAUCUCCUGCUGUCAAACUGCAUGAUGAAACCCUUACUUACUUAAAUCAAGGUCAGUCCUAUGAAAUACGUCUGUUAGAUAAUCGAAAAAUGGGAGAUAUGCCAGAAAUUAGUGGAAAACUGGUAAAGAGUAUCAUAAGAGUUGUGUUCCAUGACAGAAGACUGCAGUAUACAGAGCAUCAGCAGCUAGAGGGCUGGAAGUGGAAUCGUCCUGGAGACAGACUACUUGAUUUAGAUAUUCCUAUGUCAGUUGGAGUAAUCGAUAUACGGACAAAUGCAAGCCAGCUCAAUGCAGUUGAAUUUCUGUGGGAUCCUGGAAAACGAACAUCUGCCUUUAUUCAGGUACAUUGUAUCAGCACUGAAUUUACGCCUCGCAAACAUGGAGGUGAAAAAGGAGUUCCUUUUAGGAUUCAGGUUGACACGUUUAAACAGGCUGAAAAUGGCGAAUACACUGAUCAUCUGCAUUCAGCUAGUUGCCAAAUUAAAGUUUUUAAGCCGAAAGGGGCAGACAGGAAGCAGAAAACCGACAGAGAAAAGAUGGAUAAACGAACUGCCCCCGAAAAGGAAAAAUAUCAGCCUUCAUAUGACACUACAAUUCUCACAGAGAUGAGGCUUGAGCCUAUAAUUGAAGAUGCAGUUGAACAUGAGCAGAAAAAGUCCAGCAAGCGGACUUUGCCAGCAGACUACGGUGAUUCUCUGGCAAAGCGAGGCAGUUGUUCACCAUGGCCUGAUACACCUACUGCAUUUGUGAACAGUAGCCCUACCCCAACUCCGACUUUUUCCUCUACUACAUGUACUACUUACAAUGUCCCAGACAGUAAUUCAUCAUCUCCAAAUCACCAAGGAGAUGGAAUUCCACAAGUGUCUGGAGAGCAACUUCAUCCUUCAGCCACAAUCCAGGAAACCCAACAGUGGUUGCUGAAACAUAGGUUUUCUUCUUACACAAGGCUGUUCUCAAAUUUCUCAGGUGCUGAUUUAUUGAAGCUGACAAGAGAAGACCUAGUACAGAUCUGUGGUCCAGCUGAUGGAAUUCGGCUAUACAAUGCACUUAAAUCAAGGUCUGUUAGGCCACGUCUAACAAUCUAUGUAUGCCAGGAGCAAUCAAGGAGCGUACAACUGGAAAGGCAGCAAGACUCAGGCAGUGUGGAGAGCAGGAAUGGUGCAAUAUACGUUUAUCAUGCAAUCUACUUGGAAGAAAUGGCUGCCUCAGAAGUCACUCGAAAGCUUGCUUCGGUGUUCAAUAUUCCUUUGCAUCAGAUUAAUCAGGUUUACAGACAGGGUCCUACUGGCAUUCAUAUCAUUGUCAGCGAUCAGAUGGUGCAGAACUUUGAAGAUGAGAGCUGUUUCUUAGUUACCACAAUAAAAGAUGAAAAUGGUGAAGGCUUCCAUAUAAUUUUGAAGUGAUAUUGCCAUACCUAUGAUGGACUGAUAUUCCAGUAUAGAAUGAAGUCAUGCUCAAGAAUGACCAAUUAACAUCCAAGUCUUUUCAGAGAUCUGACUUCACCGUAUAGAAUGUUUCAUAUUGAAAACACAAGAUGACCUUUCUAAUGAGCUGUUUAGUAGAUGAACUUAUCACUGCCAUAGCCAAAUGUCCUCAUUAGAGGUAUAAAUGCCAUGACAGCUUAUGUACAGGCAUGGAAAAAGCAAAGUAAACAAAGGUGUUUGCCCUUUUUGAAAUAAGGCAAGCUAUGGCCAGUAGAUGCAGUUUCUAGAAGCAGUACUGCUUUCCUAUUACACUGUAUCCAGUUUGAAUGUAAACUUAUUCUGGGCAUUUACCUUUCUGUGCCAGUUUGUCUAUUACUUGCUUGUACCUUAUGCUGAUUUUUUAUGUUAGCAGAGCACAUAGUAAUUUGUGUGGAGAUAAGUAGUGAUGAUGAUAGCCAAUCAGGUUUUCGGGUCUUGAAAGUAAAGCUGUUAAAACAGCAUCCUCUGUGUAAAGUGUGUAUAAGCGUGAAUGUAAGAAGUGCAAAUGUCAGAGUUGGACUUGAUUGAAGUCCUAGCCAGAUGAAAACAAAGCAUGCAGCAGAAUGCAUUACCAUUAGUACCUAAUCGAGAGGACUGGUAUAAAUCCUUUUAAGGUACAAUAUUUUGCUUUGUAAUGGGUUCAUUGAAAAAGAUCUUCCUAUGCAUCAUGUCUUUUAGUUUUUCUAUGAAGCACUGUUGCAGUUCAUAUUUUUCAUUUUUUUUAAACUACCUUCUUAAAUAGUGAUGAGUUGGGACUUUCUUAUGGAGAAAAAGGGAACGACAUAUGGCCACCAAGGGACAGUGUUGAAGCACCAAACAAGAAUCCAGAAAUCACACAAAUGCUAAACCUAGCAGCUGCUAUUCUUAAUUAUAGAAUAGCAUCUUUCCAUGACUGCUCCUGUGUGUGAACUGUCACUUCCUAUUUUUCACUAGCCUCUUACAGAGAAAACAUUGUUACAGUGCCUCUUUCAUACAACCAAAUACUUGACUGGUAGAUAUGCAUUGUAAUGAAUUAACUGAAAAAAUGUAAAGAUCUUAAAAUCAGCUGUAGAUGUAUAUCUGUUCCUGAAUUCUGUAUUGGAGGUACUUCAGUAUGGCCCUUGAAUCAAAUAAUUCAGUCUUGAAUAAUAUUGUGAAAACUUGAGGAGAAAAACAGCAGCAUGUAAAAAAAAUUCAUUCCCAGUUAAGUAUUCUAGGCUAUGAGCUUAGCAAAAAGUUUUAAGUUUUGUUUAAAAAUAGUUCUUUCAUGACUUAGAAUGAAUGCUUGCUUUUUCCCUCUUGAUCUAGACUGUUCUGCACUGAUGGGGAGGGGGGUGGUAUUUGUGAGCAUAGUUUUAAGUAUUUUGAGUUUUUCUGCCUAUAAAUUAUUUUUGGUUGUAUUGGGGGGUGUCUUGAAUUGACCUGUCAUCUCAGCACCAUUUUCCAAAUUUGAGAAUCUUUGAAGUCACUAAAUUCUAAAAGCUAUUAAGAAUUGUAUAGUAGCUUGGUUCACUUGGGAUUUAAUUAUGGCACCAACAAAUUGCUUUUGUUUUUAAAUGGGAUGUACACAUUUCAAUUUCAGUAAAAACUUUUCCAAUAA